AUGGCGCCGGAAACUGGCCGCCGACGUGGGUGGUUCCGAUUCUUCGUCGCGACCUUGUUCGCUGCGGCGGCGGUGGCGGGGCAGAUCAGUAGCGGCACGAACAACACGACGGCGGCGGUGGCGGUGAACGUCGGGGUGAUUGUGGACAUGGACAGAGCCGACUUCGCCGGGCAGGUGUGGCUGAGCUGCGUGGAAAUGGCGGUGUCGGAAUUCUACGGUUCGCACCCGAAUUACACCACCCGCGUCGUCAUCACCGCCAGGGAUUCCCGCAGAGACGACGUCGUUCAAGCUGCUGCUUCGGGUAAUUAA
This is a messenger RNA of Linum tenue, 309 nucleotides long. NCBI's taxonomy places the organism in Eukaryota, Viridiplantae, Streptophyta, Magnoliopsida, Malpighiales, Linaceae. The record is from the annotation of a GenBank genome assembly.